UUCCCCCUAGUAGCGAAAUAGCAAGCAGCAGCGGCAGCAGUGUGUGAAUGUGGCAAUCGAGGUAGGCAGGGAGGGGUGGAAAUACUGACCGGACCGGUGUGGUUCUGAUUUUUGGGUCCUGUUUUGCUUUAUUUUUCGUUUCUUGUACCGCCGAGCCAUUACGGUCGAUACCACGCAACGUUUAGGAACUUGUUUGCGGAGCUGCUGAGCCGGUUGACGCUUUUCUUCGGGACUAAGUGCUGUCGUUGUGAAAAUAGUCCAGAAGAAAGAAGGGAAGGCAGGAACAACAUGGGGCGAUAAUAAAAAAAUGUGUUGUGUAGCGGACCGACGAUGACUCUCUGGGAGGACCCGUGAAGCCUAUUUAUUUUUAUUUAUUACCCAUUUUUACCCCUACCCCCUGUAUCCUCUUUGUAUUAUUCCCACCUUGUUAGUUUGGGAGAUUUUUUUUAAAGGAAAAGGCAACGUUACAAGAGGACUGAAGGAUGGACCAAGCCGGCAUCCUGAGAAACUUUAUCCAGAGGGUGAAGGCCAUGAGCGAAUUGGACGAGGACAGGGCAGAGGACAACUUCGGCAGCGACUUUAUGCGGUUGCGGCGGCUAUCAACCAAGUACCGGACGGAGAAGAUCUACCCCACCAACGUAGGAGAGAGGGAAGAAAACGUGAAGAAGAACCGAUACAAAGAUAUACUGCCAUUUGACCACACUAGAGUAAAGCUGACAUUAAAAACGACCAAUCAGGACACAGAUUACAUCAAUGCAAACUUUAUUAAGGGUGUUGAUGGCCCAAAAGCCUACAUCGCAACUCAGGGUCCGCUCCCAAACACGGUCAACGACUUCUGGAGGAUGAACUGGGAGUACAAUGUCGCUGUUAUUGUAAUGGCUUGCCGAGAAUUUGAGAUGGGAAGGAAAAAAUGCGAGCGGUAUUUUCCAUCACGAGACGAGGAGCCCUUGAGUUUCGGCCCUUUCAGAAUCUCCUGCGAAUCAGAGCAGCAGAGAACAGACUACUUUAUCAGAACUUUGACGGUGCAGUAUAAUAACGAAACACGGAGGAUAUCUCAGUUCCAUUACAUCAACUGGCCCGAUCACGACGUCCCGUCGUCGUUUGACUCCAUAUUGGAUAUGAUCGGACUAAUGAGGGAAUACCAGGAGAACGAUGACGUUCCUAUUUGUGUUCACUGCAGUGCAGGUUGCGGGAGGACGGGGGCUAUUUGUGCCAUUGACUACACGUGGAAUCUCCUCAAAGCUGGGAAAAUUCCAGAGGACUUUAACGUUUUCCGGUUAAUCCAAGAGAUGAGGACGCAGCGGCAUUCUGCUGUUCAAACAAAGGAGCAGUAUGAGUUGGUUCACAGAGCGAUCGCUCAGCUUUUUGAGAAACAACUGCAGCUUCUGGAGAGCCCCACCAGCACGCAGAUACAUGAUGGCAUGAGCGAAAGCAGUCCGGACAAAACAAGCAUUCAGUCGGACGGGGAACGAUGGGACACUCCGCCGCCUAAACCUCCUCGCAUUCGCAGUUCGCAGGUGGAGGGUGACGUUAAGGAGGAGAUUCUCCAGCCCCCCGAGGCUCACCCCGUCCCCCCGAUUCUCACCCCGUCUCCCCCGUCUGCUUUCCCCACCGUCACCAACGUGCGGCAGGACAACGACCGCUACCAUCCCAAACCGGUCAUACAUGUCCUGGAUACCGCACAGCGCAGCCUGAAAGAGAACGAAGAAGCGAACAAGCAGCAGAACCGGUCCGAAUCCAGCGUCAACCAACCUGCCAGCCAAUCAGAGCCCAGAGAUCUGAAUGUACAAAGCCAGAAUCAGCAGACCCAGGUCUCGCACCUGGAUCUCAACGACAACUACAACAACAAAUCUUCGUCAACGUCGACAAAGUCCGAAUCGGGCCCCAGCCAGACUCCGACGCCCUCCUCGCCCCUGUCGCUGGUUGUCGAAUGCUGCGGCGCCCCUCGGAUCGAGAGGAAGCUCAGCAUAGAGAUCAAAAAGGUGCCGCUGCAGGAAGGACCUCGCAGCUUCGACACCUCCCCCUCCACGGGAGCCAACAAUUCGACUAAUAGUGGCUCCACACUGCAAAGGGCCCAUGCCUUCAAAGCCCGGUCCGGUCAAACCCUGCUGACGUCCAGCUCUUCUCUGUCGGAGGACUCCGGGACGGAGGGGGGGUCGGGCGGAUGCGGAGAGAGCCACUCGGACGACGGCGUCCUGACCAGACCGAACCACCUUCCCGUGACGAGUGACGGCAAGAAGAAGACGCAAGACCCGAAACUCGGCCACGCGACAUGGACGCACUCCUGCAACAGCCCCGAAAAAACGUUUCCCAAGACCUCCUCCUCCUCUUCCUCCUCGGACAGAGCCGCUCCAUCCUCCUCUUCCUCGUCCCACAUAUCCUCCUCCUCCUCCUCCUCUUCGUCCUCCUCCUCCACUCCUGUCAGGACUGCCCUGAGUUUCACCAACCCCCUGCACUCCGAUAACUCUGAAGAGGAGGGGAACGAGGAGAUGAUGUCCGAGCUGAAGGAGAGUUAUCAUAAAAACGUCUCCACGGCGACAGGCACCGUGACGACCUCGACUCACCAGGAAACCCAGCAGUCCGUCAGAAAGGUGCUGCCCAUGUCCAUCGCGCGACAGAACAUCCCAUCACCCUCUGCAAGCCCAGCAAACUGCUGGGACCCUGACGACUCUCCUCCCCCUCUCCCUGAGAGAACCCCCGAGUCCUUCAUACUGGCCACAGAUCCUCUGGAAGUGAAAACAUCAGCCUUAGCUGAAUGGAGCUGCUCACAAAAAGAUGUCUCUGAUUGUUGUGAGGCAUCGCCGGUGGUGUCCGCAUCAGACGGCGGCACAGCAGGAGUUAGCCAACUAGACCUGGGUGGGGUUCGAUAACCGCGGCAUUCAGCCCAAAGGCCCUCGAGAACCCCCUGUGAAGUGGACAUGAUGGAAGGAUCCAUCCACCAUCAGCUGCUUUCCCUGUUAGGACACGGAGUCCGGACUGGUUGGCCCAAACAAAAAAACAAAAACAAAAAAAAAAACAACAGGCUGUCACACAGGAAAAGAAAAUGAAAGACACUUUUAUUCCUGAGUUUUUGUUGACUUCUGUAGAAGCUGACAUGGGAUCUCUCUCUGUUAAACUGAUAGUGGGCUAAAAGAAGAGCCUAGUUUCUUCUUCUUCUUCUUCUUCUUCUUCUCUCUCUCUCUCUCUUUUUUUUUUUUUUUUUUUACACUAAAUGAAGCGAGAUCUAAGAGACUUUUAAACCAGUUUCAAGCCAAAUGAGAAGAAAAGCAACUUCAUCAGGAAAAGCUAGCGAGCGGGGAAGCAGAUCUCUGUCCCAGAGGUGGUUCUGCUGCGUCCCGCUGAACGAACAAUCUUCAAAGCGAACUUAGAUAAUCUCGUACUCAUGAUGCAACCUUUUCAGUUGGGUAUGCAGAGGUUGCCUGGGUACUUUCUCUGACUUCUUUUGUAUUGCUCUCUCUCUCUCUCUUUCUCUCUCUCUCUCUCUCUCUUCUUUCUGGUGCUACUUCACAUGAGAUCAGGAUGGAUACUGGAGCACUGAUGGUUUACCACCAUUCAGUAAUUCUUCAACUUUGUUGUGGUUUUUCUAUCGGGUUCCACUGUUUUCCAUUUUUAUGCCCUUUUUUUUUUUUUUUGUUGGCGUCCGUAUGCUAACAGGAUUUUGCUAAUUGCUUGAUUUUACCCUUAAAUCUGACUUUGAGUCACUAAUGUAUGAGAAUUUCCUUUCUUUCUUAUGUGCUUUAGUCUAUUUCCUACCGAGUCUGAGAAACACAGGAACAGAAAGUAUUAUAUUUUUUCCUUCGUUUUCACUGAAUCUUUCAGACCAAUCAGAUGUAGCUUGAGGCUGCAAGAUUGGCGGGGAGUUUUUAAAACGGCAGAAAAUUCACAAUAAGUCAUUUGCAAAUUUGAAAAGAUCAAUCAUUUAUUUAUUAGAGCUUGAAAUCUAAAAAGGAAAAUGUAUGUUUCUGGUUUCACUUUUCGGGCCCCCUGGUAAAGAUGUGUCAAAAGCCUAAAACUAAAUUCAUUUUUUAUUCCAGUAGCACAAUCCUACACGGAAAUCCGAUUCUUAUUUAAGAAUAUCUGCUAUUAAUUAAUAUUAGCAGAAAGACCUCUAGUUGUUUUGUACUCUUUUCAGUAUUCCCAUUGUCUGUGGAAGAGAAAUGGGCCCACAGCAUCACGGAUCCACUGCUGUACUUAACAGUAGGCACAACACGGUUUUCAGCAUCUUCAUUCUUUCACACCAAACUCACCUGGACUGAUUAAUGUGGAAAAGCUGAAUAUUGAUCCUGUCUGACCAAAAUCCUUCUGAUCACUGUUCUAGAGCUAGUAGAAACUUAGUAAAUUAUAAAAUAAUGGAAAAGUGUAAAUUAUGAAAUGCUUAAGUUGCAUUUAGUUAAUUGAAAGAGGGACCAACGAUUGUUCCAGCUGUGACUUUGUUUAAAAACAAUCUUUACUUUCGUCCCCUCGCUGAAUAAAUGUACUGACAUUACAUGCUGGACUUUUCGACGUUUCUCUGUAAGGAAUUGUUUCUCUAAUAAAAGAUGAAUAUUUUGGGUUUUUUUAUUAUUAUUAUUAUUAUUAUUAUUAUUAUUAUUAUUAUUAUUUGACCAGUUUUUCCACAUCUUCACCAGGGGUGUCAGUAGCUCUGGCCAAAAUCGUGUUACUGUUUUCGUCCUUUUCUUAAAAUAUCUCCUCACGGUAUAUCUGUGUUUCAGAGUCUGAAUGUUAGUUACACCUGAAACACUUGAAACUGGGAUUUGACAGAAAUAUUAAACCGCCAGCUGCUCCUGUCUCUCUCUCUCUCACACACACACACACACACACACAGGCUAACCUCUGUACCUGUUAGUAAUCCUAUAACACACCAGGAGCAGCUAUAAAGACCAAGGACCUUUUUUUUAUUAUUAUUUUUUAGCAACAGUGGCCAUACAGUAUAUGCAUAGUUUUUUCUGUAAAAUAAAGAGCUGUAUAGAGCAGUUUAGUUAUGUAAUGUUUCCAGUUUCUUUGUGCUAUUCGUUAAAUAUUUGCAUUAACAGAAGAUGUAAGAAGUUCAGUGCAUGAUGAUGACGAUUCCUCUCCAUAGAUAAUGUAAGUUAUUCUGAUAUCUUAUGGUGAACAUGUUCAGGGUUAAAUUUUUUGUUGUUGUUGUUUUCAGACUUUAUGGCUAACAGGUUAAGAAAUGUUUUAACUGGUGGGCAGAGCGGGAAGCACAGACCACCUACUGGGUCCUGAAUGAUAACUACAAUGGGCUCUGGAUAAGAUUGUAUUAAUAAUAAUAAUAAUAAUAUGAAUGAUGGAAAUAAUAAUUCAUUGUUUUUGUACAUGAUAUUUUGAAAGUUAUUUUUGUACACAAAGUUGUUUGCUGCGUCCCACAUGCUCGCUCAGCUUCUCCAUUUUAUAAAAUCUCCCUUUUUUUUCUCCCCGAGUUAUUUUGUGCGCAAACUUUUUUUUUUUUUUUUUUUUUUUUUUGGUCUUUCACUUGGCGUCUUAGGGUUUAAAUUUUUUCUUAAAGCUGUGAUACUUUACUGAUCGCUUCAAUUAUGCAGACGUAAGCUGUUGGCGGUUCAGAGUUACACAAAACGAAAACACGCAGACAAGAGACACGGGCUAUUUAACUGUUUGGUUUUCUCGUUUUUCUGUCGCCGCUUCACUCAUUUAUGCAAACCUCAAACUCAGAAAGGAGCCCAACUGUGCCUUUAAGUGAGAACGCCUCCCAUCCUCUCCAACCUCUCCUUCAAUCAUCAUUUAACUAAAAUGCGAGCUGAUUCGCUGCCUCCUCCUCUUGCUCCACCAUAACACAAAAACACACACCGACCCACUCCAAAUGUUUGUAUGUUGCAGAAAUCAAUCAGUAAAGAUGAACUUAAAGUAAACAUC
Molecule: messenger RNA, 5874 nt
Organism: Gambusia affinis (western mosquitofish)
Lineage: Eukaryota; Metazoa; Chordata; Actinopteri; Cyprinodontiformes; Poeciliidae
Gene: ptpn12
Product: protein tyrosine phosphatase non-receptor type 12
Exons: 18
Coding region: 483-2870 (795 amino acids)
Biological process (GO): peptidyl-tyrosine dephosphorylation
Cellular component (GO): nucleus; cytoplasm
Molecular function (GO): non-membrane spanning protein tyrosine phosphatase activity
Source: RefSeq, a predicted model, not a curated record